Cylicostephanus goldi is the source of this 435-nucleotide messenger RNA. NCBI's taxonomy places the organism in Eukaryota, Metazoa, Nematoda, Chromadorea, Rhabditida, Strongylidae. The record is from the annotation of a GenBank genome assembly.
AUGCUGCAAACUUCCCAAAAAAUCUUCUUAAUUUUAGCUGGAGACUGUUUCGACAUUGCUCGAGCUGCUUAUAAUGAUGAGGACCACUAUCAUGUCAUUAUGUGGAUGGAAGAGGCUCGAAGGCGUUUGUAUCACGAAACUGUAAAAACCGCCGAUCUGGAGCAAAUUAUGGAGUUCAUGUCCUACUCGUUAUACAAGCAAGGAAAUCUCAAACACGCACUUCAGAUGGUUGAGGAGCUUUAUCAAAUCAAUCCGAAUCAUCCCCGUGCUAAAGGCAACAUCAAAUGGUAUGAAGGUUUGCUAAGAGAAGAAGGAAUAAAGAAAGCUGAUAUGAGAAGAUCACUGGGUCGCAUAAAGAACGAACGUCCGGAUAGUGCACUGGGUAAUAAGGAAAGAUCAAUGUGCGAAGCGCUGUGCAGAAGUGAAGUGCCAGUG